Pocillopora meandrina is the source of this 570-nucleotide messenger RNA. The record is from the annotation of a GenBank genome assembly. NCBI's taxonomy places the organism in Eukaryota, Metazoa, Cnidaria, Anthozoa, Scleractinia, Pocilloporidae.
AUGUCGGCAUCUGGGACUAAGCGAGGAAUUGUUACCCUUUCAGGAAAAAGUCCUCAACCACACUCCAAGCUCAAACUGGGAAUUGCUUCUAAACUGGACUCCAAAGAAGUUCCAUCCCAGAAGUCGGCAAUGAAUCGCAACGACACUCAUCUAACAGAUCGCCUCGAUGACGCCUCCGUUGCCGACAGCGAGUUUUCAAGCGGGAUAAAUUUCUAUGAAAACACUUACAAAUUGUUGCCAGAUGCCAAAACGCCAAUGCCAACUAAAACAGUGGAAACCAUAAUUGCAGAUGUUUUGAAAGAGCGCUUCAAGAACGAAGUUUAUGAUAGUUCCAAGUGCAAAGACCACAGUCAGAAUGUUUGCCGGCUCAUCAAAGAGAAGGUAAAAAGUUUGCUAUGCCCGCGAUAUAAACUAGUUGUUGUUGUGCACAUUGGCGAGAAGAAAGGUCAGGGAAUACGAAUUGCAAGCAGAUGUGCCUGGAAUGAGAACUUUGACGAUUUCGUUACUGUUUCCUUUACGAAUUCGUCAUUAUUUGCUCAAGCAACUGUUUAUGCUUUGUACGCAGAGUAA